Argentina anserina (silverweed cinquefoil) is the source of this 3076-nucleotide messenger RNA. RefSeq lists its product as uncharacterized. The coding region runs from base 1540 to 2928 and encodes 462 amino acids. The transcript is spliced from 5 exons. NCBI's taxonomy places the organism in Eukaryota, Viridiplantae, Streptophyta, Magnoliopsida, Rosales, Rosaceae. The record is from RefSeq and is a predicted model, not a curated record.
CCCAGCGACCGCUUUGUUCUUCCCUGUAUGAGUGAGGUCGGUGUCCUGCUGUUUGGUCUGUGCCGUCGAUCCACCUCAAGUUGGAACUCACUUCUUCUCUGCUCCGCCCCGCCCAAACAGUUGCUAGGUUAUCCAUAGUAUAUGAAAAAGAUGUACUCGAUAGAGCAAGCUAGGUGCUUUGAGUGUCAAGGAUUUGGUCACAUUGCUUCAAAAUGUGCCAAAGGCUAAGAAGAAACGGAAGAAUGAAAGAGGCGAUUAUUGUCAUUUGUAGUGUAAAGAUGACUUGCAUGUGAAACUGAUGUGAGAAAGAACAUUGCAAAUUAAGGACAUCGAAAGCUCUACAAAAGAAACCUCCUCGUCGAGUUUGCCUGGGAAGUCAUAUGUACUGUUUACCCAACUGUUCCAACAUAUCUUUUUUCAGGCGGUGUUUGGUUUGUCGUACUUCGCUGUCCAUGCAAGUCAGAAACUUGGUAACUUUGAAUGUGGUUGCUUAAGCACGUUACAGUGACAAAAGCAGGUUCACCACAUUUUCUACCAAAUGUGUGAGUGGAGCUGUCGCAUUUGGUGAUUGAAGGAAAGCUUAAGGGACAAUGCCUCUUAUAUUGCACGCAUGAAGCUCUUAUAAUGAAGAUGAUGAUUGUCAAUAUUUUGUACAAUGCAAUUUUAUCUUUUAUGCACAAACAUCUUGUUCUUCCCCUGUUUAUGAUUGUCCUCAAGUUGGUCAUAGAAGGAUUUGAUUUCAUAAGUGGAAGUUUAGCACACGGGAGGUGUUAGAUGCAACACUGCCUAGUGUCAAUGAUUAGUAAUAAAUUUGGAAGAUAAGAUCAGAUUAGUGCCAAUAGGAAUAAUGCAGCUACUUAUUUCAAUUGUUUUAUGGAUGAGAGUCUUUGUUUUGUGUCUAUAUAUAUGUAUAAUAUUGCGGUUUCUAAUUGAUGAAAGGCUAUUGGUGUGCCGUAUAAAGUGGUGUUAGGCAUUUGUUUCAGUGUCAAGGUGCUUCAUCUCACAAGUUAACUUAAAAACAAAGAGGAAUACCAUAAAGUUGAGUUAAACUGAGCUUAUCAAGACAGUUAGACUUUCCAAUUCCAAUCUACGAAAUAAGAUAGGUAAUAAUUUUAAGCCUCCAGGUUGACCAAUUCUUAAAGGGCAGACCAAAAGCUGAUUUUUUUAAAAGAGUCUUUCUUUCAUGUCCGAAUAUAGUUUGUUUUUCUUUUCACUUGUCAUGCAUAUUCAGUUAUAUCAUUCAUCCACAUUAUGUGAAACUGUGUUCUUUAUGUAGUGAAAUUGCAAUGAUGAUGUGUGGAGUAUCCUCCUUCACGUUCCCUAUAUCUGUUAAUCUCACCAAUUUUUUCAUGGCUGAGGACUAUAACCAUUAGAGAUAGAUGGAACGAGUAUGGGUUGUAUUUCAUUUUGGAGAAGAUAAAGCUUGAGUCAGAAUUCUGAGUUGGACUUAUUGAGUGUUUGACGCAUGUGUCUUGGUAGUGGAAAAAUGAAUUUCAUGGAUGAGGAUGCUUCUUCGGGCUCUGGGGAUGUGAUGCAAAUAUGCUAGAUGGAAACAAGCAUCAGUCUGGGAUGCCAUCAAAUUUAGGGCGUAGAAAGAGAAGUCGCAAGGCUACAUGUGAUGCUAUAGUGGAUGCUAUGCUAGAUUUAGCUGCUGCUUCCAAAAUGAGGACAACUGCAAUUAUGAAGAACGAGGAUCGGUUUUCUAUAAGCAAGUGCAUAAAGAUCUUGGAUGAGAUGAUAGAUACAUCUGCUGAAAUGGAUGAUUUCGACUUAGAACUGGAUGAGAUGGAAUUAACUGCAGCAGCUGCUGGGUACCAUUAUUAUAGCAGUAUUUCCAGGCAACCUUGCCAUAGUUUGUCACCAAGUAAAGGAUGUGGAUUUAUGACAGAGGUGCUAAAUGGUCAUGAUGUUGUGUUCCAGGAAAUGUUUCGAAUGGAUAAAAAUGUAUUUCACAAAUUGUGUGACAUUCUUCGUCAAAGAAGCUUGUUGCGUGAUACCGCGGGUGUUAUGAUAGAGGAGCAACUUGGAAUAUUUCUGAAUAUUGUUGGCCAUAAUGAGCGGAACAGAGUAAUCCAAGAGAGGUUUCAUCACUCAGGUGAAACCAUCAGCCGUCAUUUCAACAAUGUGUUGAAGGCAGUCAAGUCACUUUCACGUGAAUUUUUACAGACUCCAAAGCCCAGCACUCCUCCAGAAAUCCUUGGAAAUCACAGAUUUCAUCCUUAUUUCAAGGACUGUAUCGGAGUCAUUGGUGGAAUGCAGAUUCCUGCCCAGGUACCGGCCAAAGAUCAAUCCCGCUUUCGUAAUAAGAAAGGUGUUUGUUCACAAAAUGUGGUGGCAGCUUGCACAUUUGACCUUCAGUUUAUAUUCAUUUAUCCUGGUUGGGAAGGCUCUGCUGCAGGUUCACGUGUAUUGAGAGCAGUUCUUGACGAUCCACAUCAGAAUUUUCCACAUAUUCCUGAAGGUAAAUAUUACCUUGUUGGCACUGGAUAUGCAAAUAUGAAAGGAUUUAUUGCGCCAUUUCAAGGGGUCAGGUAUCAUAUCCAUGAAUAUAGAGGUGCUAAUCAGUUACCUAGAGAUGCAAGGGAGCUAUUUAACCACAGACACUCGUCUCUUAGUAAUGUCAUCCGGAGAUCUUUCCAUUUGUUGAGAACUAGGUUUCCUAUCCUCCAAGUUGCUCCUCAGUAUGCUUUUCAUACCCAAAGGGAUAUAGUUAUAGCUGCUUGUGUUCUACAUAAUUACAUUCGACGUGAGUUGAAAAAUGAUUGGCUGUUUUCCAGCAUGGAAUGUUUAACGGUGGAUGAUGAUGUCGAUGAACAUCCUGAUACCGGGUUGGCUUCUUUGGUACAAGAGCAGGUUGCGUUUUCUAUGAGAGAAUCAAUUUCUUCAGAAAUGUGGUAUCACUUUAUGCAUGGAUGGGAUCAGUGGUGACCGCUCGUAACACCUCUACUGUAUCAUAUCAAUUAUAAAAUCUGAGAUUUUAUCAUUUUCUUUGGUCAAGUCAUAAUUGUUUUGAUCAUACUUAUUACAAUUUUUAAUGUUAACAUUAGCACGACCAGGCAAUUGGUGUUUGCAUAUA